CAUCUGUUUAGAGAUUGUUGUUUUCUUCAUAGCAGGGGGAUCAAGCAGUAGUGUGACCAUUCAAUAAUAAUAGACAGCCAUCUAAAAUAAAUUUCUACGACCAAUUUUGGCACUAAUUGUAAUGUUUGCCUGGAUUUGUGUGCUACUAGUUCUCUUUUUCUACGUUACUUUUGAUGUCCACUACUUCGUCCGAGUUGCAGUGACAUGUGUCUUUGCCAAGUUCUUCAGAAAGAAAAUCACCAUCACGGAUGCUUCGGAAAUCUAUGGAGUAGUACUUCCAUCAGACACUGAUUUUCUGCUGAGUUUUAUGACAAACUCUAGAUAUCUGCGGGAAUACGACUUUGCGCGCUUUGAGCAUGCGACGAGGUCAGGACUGAUGGAGUUUGUCAUGAAAAGGGGAGGAAGUUUCCCUGUGAGUGCAAUUCACAUGCGUUAUCGACAACCAGCCAUGAUAUUUUCCGCCUACAAGGUAGUCACUCAGCCCGUUUAUUGGGACUCCAAGUUCAUUUAUUUGGAUCAAAGGUUGAUCACUUUGAAGGAUAACGUUGUUAGAGCUGCAGGAUACGCCAAGAUUGCUUGCGUUAAAUUCGACGGAGAUGAAACCAUGAAAAAAUUGUUUCCGAAAUCUAUUAAACCUGAAAUCCCUGCCGAUCUUAAAAUUUGGAACGAUGCAUGCAGUUUGUCCGCAGAGCUUAUGAAAAAAAGCAAGUAACAUAUUUCAGAAUACGUACAUAUAUUAUGUGAGAUUUUUGUGGAAAUGUUAGAUAAAUUAUAUAGAGUUGUAUAAUAAAUGAUUAUUGAUAAAGUGUCCACACUAAAAUGAGUACAUACUCACGCGUAUUUAUAAAAUAUGCAUAUGUAUAUGAGUGAAUUAUUUUGAAUGAUUUAAGAAAACUUGCCAGAAAUGUGUAACUACAUGCAUGUUUGUUUCACUACUUUUAUGCUAAAAGAAUAAAAAAUUGAAGACAAUGCGAAAA
Molecule: messenger RNA, 977 nt
Organism: Folsomia candida
Lineage: Eukaryota; Metazoa; Arthropoda; Collembola; Entomobryomorpha; Isotomidae
Product: protein THEM6
Exons: 3
Coding region: 122-712 (196 amino acids)
Source: RefSeq, a predicted model, not a curated record